Molecule: messenger RNA, 2712 nt
Organism: Somion occarium
Lineage: Eukaryota; Fungi; Basidiomycota; Agaricomycetes; Polyporales; Cerrenaceae
Source: the annotation of a GenBank genome assembly
GCUGUCCUCCGGUGGGCGGUAGGCUGACUGCGAACACGCCUGGCUGGUAGGCUAUAAGUAGGACGGGGAUGGUUCAUUUGCCAACAUCCGUUCUUUCCCUUUUACCUUCACGCUCCCCGCAGACCCAGGCGGUCAUUUUUACGCUUUCGUCUUGCUUUCCUGCUUUCGCUUUCUUUGCGACCGGUUCGCCUAUCUUGACUUUCCUUCAUAUUCACUCUCACUCUUUACAUCACUCGAACUUGACGUCCACGUCUUCUUCAUUGAUCUAUCCAUCAUGGUUGUUCUUUCUCCCCGCUUCACCCUCCUUGCUUCUCUCUCUGUGAUUGCUGGUCUUGCGUUUGCGCCUUCGACCGCCGAUGCUGCCGCAGUUGAAGCUCGCCAUCACCCCGAGACAUUCGGGAAAAGCAGUCGAACCCCUAAUUCCAGUCCUAUCAAGUCGUCAGGUGCUAAGUCGCGUUCGUCUGGCUUCAGGCAGAACUCUAAAGACAGGUCAUCCUCCAAUGAGACUCCAACAAGAGAUCCCAAGCCCACCAUUCCACUCCCUGUAGGCGCUUAUGGCCAGGCAAAGGUGCAAGUGCAGGGUGCCGGACCAGUGAGUGGAAAAGAGACCAAGCAUCACAAAGCUCAGAAUAAGCGUCAAUUCUUCUAUGAUCCUUUCAAUCCACUUUUGCAGCUCGGUAAUCUCUGGAUCGGUGAUAGACCUCCUCCGGAACGCAACUUCGACAGGACUAACGCUCGCGUUCAAGUUCACCGUUCGUCCACUCCUCAAUCACACGACCACCAUCAUACUGCCCACGCUAAGGUCAUCGUGAAUGGUGAUCAUGAUCAUAUUGACGUUCUCGAGAAGAAGGCCAUCCCUGACUUGUCCACGCCACUCCUGGACGAGGAACAUUCAUUAUUGGUCCCAAAUCAACUCUUGCCUCGUCAUAACAAGCACCAUCACGUGCAUGGCAGCAAAGUCUCUGUCAACGGGAAUGGUGAAUAUGUCCAUGUUCACCGACGAGACAACGUUUACCAGUUUGAGGGCGUGCCGGGUACUGUCGAUAUAAUGAGCGAUGUUGCGGAUUCGACCUCAGGACAAAAGAUAGCAUCUCUGGUGCUGUCAGCGACCAACGGCACCAAUGGAUCUAGUCCUGGAGAUCCAUUCAUCUUGAAUGCAUCUUCAACCAAUCAGACGCAAGUCUACCUCAUCGCCUUGCCGCCCGAUGACACCUCCGAUAGCUCGAAUUCUACCACUGCUGCCACAUCUGAGUCCUCCAACUCUACCUCGUCUGCUAACUCGACGACCGCCGAUACAUAUCGUAAGGUGGCUAUCACCAUUCCCCUCUUCGACGCCGAGAAUGCGGUCAUGGAGUCCUACUGUGCCACCUUCGACCCGAAGCCCCCUGCGCCUGCCCCUCUCACGGUCGAACGCUGUACGAACGGGACUCAAAAUGAUGAGCACAAGAGCCAAGUCUUUGCCUUUGAACCGUCUACCGGAAUUAUCCGCCCGAUGUGGUUCGAGGGUGAAGACGAUGGGACGGAAGACGAUGAUACUGAUAGCUUGGAAGACAAGGAGGCUGGUACCCCAGUUGCCCCUGAGGAUGGUAGUAACAACUCGACGUCAGUCGCUCCCCAGGAUCCCGGUACUCCUUCUACGGAUAAGACGGCCAACGUAACAAGCAUUGACAGCAGGAUGGUUGAUGAAGAGGAUGGUGACGUAACAAGUCCACCGUCCGCUGCUGCUUUUGCUCAAUCUCGUGCUAUUGACAACCCAUAUGCAAUUGCCAGAAAUGUCACCUUGGUGUUCAGUCCUGCCCCUCCAACGGUCGCUUCCUCAAACAGCGAAAAGGUCGGCGAUGGUCCUGCCGAUAGCGCUUCGAGCGUGGACCCUGCAUCUACGUCUACUCUCUCAUCAUCUAGUGCAGAUACGUUCACCGCGGCGGCUACCUUGGCAACCCUUUCCAGCUCUGCUCCUGCUUCUGCCUCUGAGACCGUUUCAGCUAGUGUCUCCGCCAUGGAUGCCCUUUUCACGUCAACGACCCAAUCGGACACGCCGGUCUCUUUCGCCUCCGCAUCUUCGACCACGACGUCGACGGCUGUGGUUACUACUGCUUCAGCUUCAGCUAUAUCAGAAUCUACAGGAUCACCUGCAAAUCCCACCUCUGGUGCUCUUGAUGUUGAAGUAUUCGAUCCUAAUGCUACUGGAUCAAUGUCGACUGUGUCCACUGCGACGUCGGCUUCGAUUACAUCGUCUUCGACUUCGCCCUUGAUUUCGCUCGCGGCCAACUUGUUUGCAGCAUCAACCACCGAUGCGCCGGAAACAUCUACGACUGUGACAUCUUCGGCCGCAGAUUCAUCGAGCCCUAGCGUUAGUUCUACUGUGUCAUCAACAUCUGCAGGUAUUGAGGCCGUCUCUUCUUCCUCGGUCUCGGCAACCAGUGUCGCCACUAGUGCGACCACUUCGAUGACUCCCGUCAGUACUGCACCGUACGAGUGGAUGUUCAAAGAGGGUAUUGCGAAGGAUGUUUGAUAACGGGAAAUUUUUCAAAGUGAUAGCGAGUUGCACCAAUGAGAGUCUUGAUAAUUCUUUUUAUACACACAUACAUUACUACUCACCACUCUUUAAUACACACCACUUUACCUGCUUCGGUGUUCCGAAGGCGUCCAUAACAUCUCGAGACUCGGAAUGAGUAGUGUCACCUCAGUGAAACGAGAAACAGUAUCGAUGGC